AUGUCACAACAAAGAGUUAAAAGACACAUGCAAACUGCCAUUGAGCCAGCUGCUCCAAUGAACGCUGAUGUUGCUGCUUUACCAUCAGUCGCUAUGAGAAUCAGAAAGGCGGUCAGUGAAGGUUACCAAUUGCCAACUACCGGUGGCCAACAAUUCCAAAGAGUGCCAUUACCAAAUAACAUGAUUACCCCACCAGAAUUGAUUGAUUCAUAUUCCACUAGAACCACUUCUAACCUUGAAGAAUGGGAUAGUUACUACAAGAUCCAAAAUGCUCCUGUUCAAACUAUGCCAGGAACUAACUUCUUGAAGAGAAAAUUCGAAGACGACAAGUCUGUUGAACUUAGUCAAUACCAAGCUAGAUAUGGAGAAUUAAGAUUCAAUGAAGAAUUUUAA
Messenger RNA from Candida tropicalis MYA-3404, 393 nucleotides. RefSeq lists its product as uncharacterized. The record is from RefSeq and is a predicted model, not a curated record. Bases 1 to 393 code for a protein of 130 amino acids. Gene Ontology annotation, cellular component: cytoplasm; nucleus. The transcript has a single exon. Lineage: Eukaryota; Fungi; Ascomycota; Pichiomycetes; Serinales; Debaryomycetaceae. Gene Ontology annotation, molecular function: ribonucleoside-diphosphate reductase inhibitor activity.